Durio zibethinus is the source of this 2194-nucleotide messenger RNA. Its product is annotated as homeobox protein knotted-1-like 3. The record is from RefSeq and is a predicted model, not a curated record. Gene Ontology annotation, cellular component: nucleus. Gene Ontology annotation, molecular function: DNA binding. Gene Ontology annotation, biological process: regulation of DNA-templated transcription. Lineage: Eukaryota; Viridiplantae; Streptophyta; Magnoliopsida; Malvales; Malvaceae.
UAACCCUCCACCAUUUUCAUAAUAAGCAGAUUUCUUCACCUGAAAACCACUUCUUCAAAACCGCUUUCCCUCUCCUUUCUUCUUCUUCUUCUUCUUCUUGUUCCUCUCUCUCUGACACGUUUCUUACGGUAACUCAUAACAAUCGUAUAUAUCUCUUACUUUUUAUCUCUUUCUAUUACACCAUAUAUCCUCAGAGCCCUCGCCUUUCUUUGCUCUCUUACAUUCUUAAUUUCUGUCUCUAAAAAUGUAAAGACUAUAAUCCCAGUUUUAAAAUCUUUUCCUUGAGAUAGUAAAACAGAAAGAAAAAAAACCAAUCUUUUCAAUCGUUUCCUUCGCUUUCUCUUUCCCACUUUAUCAAACCACGAAUUCAUAAUCAUCAUCGUCGUCGUCUUCAUCAACAAAUCUCACUUUCCAAUACGUUUAAGAAACAAGAAAAGUAAAGGGCACAUGACGUUUCACCACAACCACCUUUCUCAAGACCUUCCUCUGCAUCACUUUAGCGACCAACAACAACAGCAACAAACGAACCAACUACCGGAACCCACGGGUCCCAAUUGGUUAAACACCGCCCUCCUCCGUUCCCAGCGAUCUCAACCACCGCAACUGCACGCUCACUUCUCCGAGCCUAACUUUCUUAACCUUCAUUCUACUACAACUGCUUCUGACUCCACCACGACUUCCCCAGCUCCCAACCAGUGGCUCUCCCGUUCAUCCUCUUCGCUCCUUCACCGCAACCGCACUGACGUCAUCGACGACGUGGCUGUCGCCGCAGGAGGAGGAGAUGGAGGGGACUCCGUGAUCGCCGAGGAAUCGGGAGAUUUGAAGAACAGCAACAGCGAGACUAUGAAUAAUAACAAGAGCGAGGGUGUUGUAGUGGAAAGUGGAGGAGGUGGAAGUGCUAUAGAUGGGGCUAUGAAUUGGCAGAAUGCAAGAUAUAAGGCGGAGAUACUAGUUCACCCUUUAUACGAGCAACUAUUGUCUGCACACGUGGCGUGUCUUAGGAUCGCCACGCCAGUGGAUCAGCUUCCGAGGAUCGACGCUCAGCUGUCUCAGUCACAGUAUGUGGUGGCUAAGUACUCGGCUUUCGGUAGUACGGCCCAGGGCUUGGUUAGCGGCGAAAAAGAGCUCGAUCAGUUCAUGACGCAUUAUGUUCUGUUGCUAUGUUCAUUUAAAGAACAAUUGCAACAACAUGUUCGUGUCCAUGCAAUGGAAGCAGUUAUGGCUUGCUGGGAAAUUGAGCAAUCCUUACAAAGCUUAACAGGAGUUUCUCCAGGCGAAGGUACAGGUGCAACAAUGUCUGAUGAUGAUGAUGACCAAGUAGACAGUGAUGCCAACUUGUUUGAUGGGAGUUUGGAUGGUCCAGAUUCCAUGGGAUUCGGGCCUUUGAUCCCAACAGAGAGUGAGAGGUCUUUGAUGGAGCGUGUAAGACAAGAACUCAAACAUGAACUCAAACAGGGUUACAAGGAGAAGAUUGUUGACGUAAGGGAGGAAAUUUUGCGCAAGAGAAGGGCAGGGAAACUUCCCGGUGACACAACAUCAGUUUUAAAAGCUUGGUGGCAGUCACAUUCCAAGUGGCCAUACCCUACUGAAGAAGAUAAGGCGAGGUUGGUUCAGGAAACAGGUUUACAAUUAAAACAGAUAAAUAAUUGGUUCAUCAAUCAGAGGAAGAGGAACUGGCAUAGCAAUCCAUCAACUUCUACCGUCUUGAAGAGCAAACGUAAAAAAAGUAAUGCAGGUGAAAACAAUGGUGAUCGGUUCAUGUAAAUGGGAGACAGUCCAGAUCAAUCACAGAUGAUGUCUCUUCACAUUUCCAUUUCAACGACAGUUACAACAUGCUACAUAGAAAUUACAACAAUAUAAUAGGCUUUCAAUGGAUCUGCUGCAGGGUUUAACUGAAAGGAACAGAUUUUGCUUCAACAUGGGAAAAGGGCUAACACAGAGGAUGAGGUUGUUUGUAUUGGUGCCAUUUCGCAGGUAUGCGUAGAUCAAGGCAUGCCAGUUUGGUGCUAUAUGCUGGCCAUGCAAUAUUGUUACGAAGUUUAGGAAUUUAUAUAUAGGGAUAAUGUUAUGAAUAGUCUUUGAAUUAACUGAAAUAUUUAAUAUUAUAUUUGAAUUUUUAAAAUCUUUAAUGUGGUACUAAAUUAUAAAUGUGUUAACAAAUAUGAUAUUUGUAAGAUUAUUUGUUCGUUAUUGA